CGUUAGCUACUCACAGUCACUUCAUGCCUCCUCCUGCCUCUCGAAACGCCAUCGUAAGGCUCAUUAAUGCCUCUCAGCACACCGCUUGUCCAUGCCAUGGCUGCCGUGCAGCUUCGCAAGCAUACAAUCAUGGCGCUGCUGCCCUUAACCAGUUGAGAAAGUACGCGACUCCCACCAACACAGUCGAGAAGGAAUAUGCGUUUGAGGUUGCUGCUUCCAACCUCCGGUUCGGCGACGGUGUCACUAAAGAAGUCGGGAUGGACCUCAAGAAUAUGAAGGCCCGCAAAGUCGGAGUGUUCACGGAUCCUGUGGUUGCGAAGUUGAAACCAAUGGCUACGGCACUCGAGUCGUUGCAGUCGCAGCAGGAUUUGCCUUUCGAAAUUUACGAUCAGGUCGUUGCAGAGCCUACGGAAGAAAGCUGGCGGAAGGCUAUUGCAUGGGCACGGGAACAUGAUUUCAGUCAUUUCUUGGCUGUUGGAGGCGGUAGUGUUAUUGAUACUGCAAAGACUGCGAAUCUCUUCACCGUAUACAAGGAUUCUGACCUCAUGGACUUCGUGAACGCGCCUAUUGGCAAGGGUCAACCCAUUUCUCAAAGUCUGAGGCCAUUGAUAGCUGUGCCAACAACCGCCGGUACCGGCUCCGAAACGACGGGUACGGCUAUUUUUGACGUCACGUCUCGUGCUUUCAAGACUGGUAUCGCCAAUCGCGCCCUGAAGCCUGUUCUUGGGAUUGUUGAUACGGCGAAUACCGAGAGCUGUCCUACGGCCGUGCACAUUAGCGCUGGCCUCGAUGUUCUGUUCCACAGUUUGGAGAGUUAUACUGCUAUUCCAUACAAUGAACGUGUCCCUCGUCCCCAGAACCCUAUUCUAAGACCUGCGUACCAAGGUAGUAAUCCCGUGGCCGACAUCUUCUCGAUGUGGGCUUUACGAACAACUGUGAAGUAUUUACCUCGCGUCGCCAAGGAUCCAAGUGACUAUGAGGCCAGAAGCCAGAUGCUGCUGGCGGCAUCAUUUGCUGGCAUUGGCUUCGGCAACGCCGGCGUUCAUCUGUGCCACGGGAUGAGCUACCCGAUUUCCGGUCUGAACAAGAAAGGGCCUAAGUAUAAGCACCCUGGAUACGAAGUGGAUCACCCCAUCGUCCCGCACGGUGUCAGCGUUGCCUUGACUGGACCAGCAGUGUUCCAGUUCACAGCUCCUUCCUCACCGGACCGCCACCGCGAAGCCCUUGCGGUAUUCAGACAAACUGCAGUCACGGAUCCCACGAUCACCAGCAUCCCGAACACUGAAAUCGGUUCGCAUCUGUACGAAGCCAUUGCUCGCUUCCUGGACGGGUUGGGUGUUCCUCGGGGUCUGAAGGCGAUCGGGUAUAGCAGUGCCGACAUCCCGAUGCUUGUAGAGGGAACCAUCCCGCAGCGCCGCGUGCUCGAUCUUGCCCCUAACAUUGGCAACGUUGUUGGCGAAGACGGUCAGGAGCAUCUGACUCGCAUCAUGGAGGCUUCGUUGGAGUACUAAAGACGUUCAUCCGAGUACGUGGGGCGCGCUUCAACUUAAGACACUCCAUGUAAAAUAGCUACGUUUUGGCCGUUGGGAAUACCUGAUGUCAGGGGUAUCAAUUCUUGUCC
Molecule: messenger RNA, 1621 nt
Organism: Coniophora puteana RWD-64-598 SS2
Lineage: Eukaryota; Fungi; Basidiomycota; Agaricomycetes; Boletales; Coniophoraceae
Product: alcohol dehydrogenase
Exons: 12
Coding region: 24-1511 (495 amino acids)
Cellular component (GO): mitochondrion
Molecular function (GO): metal ion binding; alcohol dehydrogenase (NAD+) activity
Source: RefSeq, a predicted model, not a curated record